UCGGAAAUCUGAAAGACUCCUCUUAGUUAACCAUCUUCACGAAGUAGCAAACAAUCGACAAAAUGGCCCCCGUUAAGAAGAGCAAGAAGGAUGCCAACAGCAUCAACUCCAAGUUGGCGCUUGUUAUGAAGUCCGGCAAGGUCACUCUUGGUUACAAGUCUACGCUCAAGAGCCUUCGUUCCGGCAAGGCCAAGCUGAUCAUCAUCGCUGGUAACACUCCUCCUCUCCGCAAGAGUGAGCUCGAGUACUACAGCAUGUUGUCCAAGGCCCCCAUCCACCACUUCACUGGCAACAACAUUGAGCUCGGUACCGCCUGUGGUAAGCUCUUCCGCUGCUCUACCAUGGCUAUCCUCGAUGCCGGUGACUCCGAUAUCCUCAGCGACCAGCAGGCUUAAAUGCCCACCUAAAAAGUGCAUCCUUAUUUUUUUUCAAGGCGUUGGGGGUAACUCGGGUCACGGGCAUGUGAGACAAAUGAACAUAUACCAAUCAAUGUGAUGACAUGAAAUCUUGCCACAGGACGCGGCGUGAUGGCUCCUUUGAAGCCCGCGCAAUACAGUCCUCGAUCAAUGAUCGAAAUCUUCCUACUGCUGCCUAAGUAACAGGCGCAGAGAUAGACAUCUCAAUGAAAACAAUACAGCUCAAGACGUUGGCUUCCUGCUAUG
Messenger RNA from [Torrubiella] hemipterigena, 662 nucleotides. The record is from the annotation of a GenBank genome assembly. Lineage: Eukaryota; Fungi; Ascomycota; Sordariomycetes; Hypocreales; Clavicipitaceae.